Molecule: messenger RNA, 1518 nt
Organism: Adineta ricciae
Lineage: Eukaryota; Metazoa; Rotifera; Eurotatoria; Adinetida; Adinetidae
Source: the annotation of a GenBank genome assembly
AUGACGAACGCGUCGAAUACGCAACGAAAUAAGAAAUUAACCAAACGAAUCCUUAUAGAAGUGAUCGUUGCUAUAGCUAUCCUUGCUCCUGCAAUCUAUUUAUGUGUUAACUUAAAACCAAUUAUCAUUGGUCAGGUUUUAAAAAUAGUAGAAUUAAAGCCAAAUAGUCAAGGUUUUGAAACAUGGCUCAGUCCGCCAACGACAAUAACUCGUGGUUAUCAUCUUUUCAAUAUAAGUAAUGCAAUGGAAAUUGUUACCGAUCCAUCGUCGACAACAAUACAAUUGAAAGAAACACGCGCCUAUGAUUAUCAUUUAUUUGCCACGAAAAAGGAUGUUCGAUGGUCGGAUGAUAAUAAAGCAUUGAGUUAUUCGAUCUAUCGUUUGUUCAAUCGUCAUUCAACCAAAUUUGAACCAUCCGCUGUCAACGAUACAGGUGUAUUUGUUGAUUUGCUUCGAGCCAUUUUUCGAACACAAUUCGAAUCAAGACCAGCAAGUUCAUUCUUUGACUUGGGUGGAAAUAACGCUUUCAAUUACGGAAAUGCGAUUGAACAAUUAGAAGGUUUUACUUCACCAUUGUUCGAAACUGUCCGAGAAAAGAUGACUGGACCCAACACUGCUAAGUCUGGAUUUAUCUACCGAUACAAUGGUAGCCGAUCGUAUAAUUUUACAAUCAGAUCAGGUCUGAUGGAAAAAGGUCAGGUACUUUCAUUUGCCAGUGAAAAUGUUCCGUUUUCAUUUUCUUCACCCGACAAAUACCCACUGACGAUAUACGAUGGUCUUACAUUCGUACCGAUGCUUUUUGAUAAACCAGUUAUGCAUAUUUUUCAAGCAGAUUUUUGUCGUCCAAUUACUGUUAAAUUCAAUAGAGUUCUUACAAUGUUUAGUGGUAUCGAUGUUCAUGAAUAUGUAAUUAAAUUUAUUGAUUUUGAUCAAUGUACAAAUAUCAGUGAUAUAAAUACAUGUCCAGAGCUUGAUAAACUUGAUGUUUCCAAAUGUAUAUCAGCUACAUUACCAGACAAUACUGUCUUUCUAUCGAAACCACAUUUCUAUGGAGCUUCGAACGAAACAAUGGAAAAUCUGAACAUCGAAGGUUUUACACCGACUCGUGAUCAACAUGAAGCAUUGAUUUAUUUUGAACCUUAUUCUGGUACACCUCUUCGAGCACACCAUCGUAUUCAAUUGAAUAUUGAUGCAAUUAUUGAUCCGAUGAAACAAUCAGAAUACGGAUCAGAACUUACGCCAACAAAACGUCGUGGAGUUCGAAGAAUGAUACCGUUAGUAUGGAUUGACCAAGAAGUGAAUAUAGAUGAUGCUACAAUUGGUAAAUUAAGACUAGUUCAUCUUGCUAUUCGUCAUGGUAAAGUGGUUAUUAUGGUAGCAGCUAUACUUCUAAUUAUUCUCAUCAUUGGUAUUUUGGAGUGUUUAGCGAAACGAGCAACUAGAAAAGAACGCCGUCGACGAGGUGGUCAUCAGAAAGAAGACCCGUUAAUGCAACAAAUGACAUCGAUCAAUCAGUGA